AUGGGCACUUUUACAUUCAAAUGGAAGCCUGUGGCUCUGUCGCGAACCUCGACUUGGAAAGGAGCUUCGCCUUGGCGCUGGGACAAGAGGAUACACGGCACAAAGCUAUUCUCUUUCCAGCGCAGCCCAGCGUUCACGGCACUGGCCUUACCAUCUACCACUCUCUAUCAGCUGCUAACAUGGACCGUCUCGGUGAGCAGGAACAAGCCGGCGCAGGAGGUGUACGUGACCGGCACAUUCGAUAACUGGUCCAAGUCCGAGAAGCUGGACAAGAUCGGCGACGAUAGCUUUACGAAAACGGUUGCGAUUCCAGAUGCUUCGAGCAAGAUAUAUUACAAGUGUGCUUGCGAUGAAGCAGCUCGCUCGUCUUAG
Molecule: messenger RNA, 372 nt
Organism: Scedosporium apiospermum
Lineage: Eukaryota; Fungi; Ascomycota; Sordariomycetes; Microascales; Microascaceae
Exons: 3
Coding region: 1-372 (123 amino acids)
Source: RefSeq, a predicted model, not a curated record